UUGUACAGACAGGGCAGGGCAGGGCAGGGCAGGGCGUUGCUCUGACACCUUUGGAUGCCACGGCAACAAUUGCGUUGGAAAGGCGCUCGCUCGCUCACACGGUGAGACCAGACGACGCAAAGGAGACCGACGAUUUCACAGGGGAAAGAUGGCUCUGGAUGCCGAGAGCAAGGCGCUGCUGUUGAAAACGCUAAAAGACCUGGGGGACGGCGACUUCAAGGAGUUCAAGUUUUAUAUGGAUCUGGCUAAGAGAAAAAAAGAAAACGCAGACCGGACUGACAUCGCCGAAGAGCUGGUGAACAGGUACGGCAAUAACGCUGUGGCGGAGACCAUCAAGAUUCUGGAGAAGAUCGAAAACUAUGAACUGGCCAAGAAGCUGCAAAUCAAAGGUGGCACCCGUGCGCCCUCAGAUAGCAUCUCCUUAGAGGUCCAGAUAGGCGAAUUCAAGCGGGAGCUGCAAGAGAACCUGCGGGCCAUGUAUUGGAAGGCUCCCGAGGGCAACACAGAGCGCAGCCGGCAGGAGGCUCUGGAGAGCGUCUACACCAAGCUCCACGUUAGCCGCGGCGUCACCGGUCACCCCGACAAGCAGCACGAAGUCCUCCAGAUGGAGAUGUGCGGCCAAGACGAGGAGGAGGAGGAGUCCAUCGAGCCGUGCGACAUCUUCAAAAGCGAGAUGCCCCUUCGCACCAUGGUCACCGUGGGCUUUGCGGGCAUCGGGAAGACCUUCCUGGUGCGCAAGUUUGUCCUGGACUGGGCCAACGGGACAACCAACACAGACGUGGACUUCAUCUUUCCCUUGCCCUUCCGCGAGUUGAACUUGGAGGAGGGGAAAAGCUUUUCGCUGGCAGAGCUCAUCCAGCACUUCAUGUGCGAAAGCAAGGCGGCCAUCGAGAUGCUGCAGGACAUCUUGGUCAGGAUGCAAGAUUUGGGCAAGCGCACCUACCAAAGCAGCAGCGUCAAGAUUUUGUUUGUGCUGGACGGCUUUGACGAGUGCCACCUCAAACUGGACCUGAGCGACGAGCGCAAGGAGCGCCUGGAUGUGACCCGUGCGUACCCCGUGGAGGUCCUCCUGGCGCAUCUCAUCAAGGGGAACCUGCUUCCCUGCGCCAGGCUUUGGAUCACCACGCGGCCCCAGGCGGCCCGCGACAUCCCGGCGCGCCUGGUGGACGGCAGAACCGAAGUGAAAGGCUUCAGCCGCUCCCAGAGGCUGGACUACUUCAGGAAGAGGUUCCCCGAUGACGAGGAGGACGUCAUCAAGCACAUCCAAAAGUCCCACAGCAUUUUAAUCAUGUGCCACAUGCCCAUCUUCUGCUGUCUCACCGCCACCCUUCUCCGAGAUUAUCUGGAGCACAAAAAGGAGCUGCCCGAAACCCUGACCGAGAUGUACACAGAGUUCCUACUCUAUCACCUGGGCAGGUCCGAGGAGCGAGGCGGCCAGAAGAGCACGGCGUACGUCAAAGCGCUGGCCAAGAUGGCUUUUCAGGGUCUCAUAAAAAAGCAACAGAUCUUCGACGAGAGCGACUUGCGGGAAAGCGGCUUGGAUGCCCCGCAGGUCGCAAAACACUCGGGAGUCUUCACCGAGAUCUUCGAGGAGGUACCCCCGCUCACGAAAUACCAACGCGGCAAGAUGUUUCAGUUCAUCCACCUGAGCAUCCAGGAAUAUCUGGCCGCUCUCUACGUGAUGAUGAGCCUGUUCCAGGACAACAAGAACGUGCUGGGGGAGCUCCCGUUGCAUUCCGAGCAGACGCCGCUCGUUCAAGUCCACGAGGCGGCCAUCCACAAAGCCUCAGAAAGUGAGGGAAACCUGGACUUGUUCAUCCGCUUCUUGGUGGGCCUCUCCUUGCAGUGCAACCAGGAGCUCAUGGGCGAGCUGCUGAAGGCUCCCAAGAACUUCAGCCACAGCAACGCAGAAACGGUCCGCUUGAUCGAGCAACAGAUAGAUAAGAACUCUCCUGAGGAGAACAUCAACUUGUUCCACUGCCUGAAAGAGCUGAAGGACGAGUCCCUGAUGGAGCAGCUCCAAAGGUACUUCAGCGCAUUCCGGUCCAACCCUGAGAACGUACCUCCGGCCAUGUGGUCGGCCCUGGUCUUCUUCUUGCGGGCCUCCGACAAAGAAAUGAGCUGCUUUGAACUUGGGGAUUACGCUCGGUCCGACAAGGGGCUCCUGAUGCUGCUGCCGGUGGUCAAGGCUUCUCAAAAAUCAUGGCUCCAGUACUGCAGGCUGAGCAAGAAAAGCUGCAAGGCGCUGGCCUCCGUUCUAAGCUCGCCCUGCAGCCUGAGGGAGCUGAAUCUCAGCGACAACGACUUGGGUGACGACGGGCUGGAGGCGCUCGCCGCCGGACUGGCAAAGCCGCAGUGCGCCUUGCAAGUUCUCGAGCUCGAGUGGUGCAACCUGAGCAAGAAAAGCUGCGAGGCGCUGGCCUCCGUUCUAAGCUCGCCCUGCAGCCUGAGGGAGCUGGAGCUCAGCGACAACGACUUGGGUGACGACGGGCUGGAGGCGCUCGCCGCCGGACUGGCAAAGCCGCAGUGCGCCUUGCAAGUCCUCAAGCUCCGGGAGUGCAACCUGAGAAAGAAAAGCUGCGAGGCGCUGGCCUCCGUUCUAAGCUCGCCCUGCAGCCUGAGUGAGCUGGAUCUCAGCGACAACGACUUGGGUGACGACGGGCUGGAGGCGCUCGCCGCCGGACUGGCAAAGCCGCAGUGCGCCUUGCAAGUUCUCGAGCUCAAGAAAUGCAACCUGAGCAAGAAAAGCUGCGAGGCGCUGGCCUCCGUUCUAAGCUCGCCCGGCAGCCUGAGGGAGCUGGAUCUCAGCGACAACGACUUGGGUGACGACGGGCUGGAGGCGCUCGCCGCCGGACUGGCAAAGCCGCACUGCACCUUGCAAGUCCUCAAGCUCAAGAAAUGCAAGCUGAGCAAGAAAAGCUGCGAGGCACUGGCCUCCGUUCUAAGCUCGCCCAGCAGCCUGAGGGAGCUGGAUCUUGGCUACAACAACUUGGGUGACGACGGGCUGGAGGCGCUCGCCGCCGGACUGGCAAAGCCGCAGUGCGCCUUGCAAGUCCUCGGGCUCCGGGAAUGCAACCUGAGCAAGAAAAGCUGCGAGGCGCUGGCCUCCGUUCUAAGCUCGCCCGGCAGCCUGAGCGAGCUGGAUCUCAGCUGGAACUACUUUGGUGACGACGGGCUGGAGGCGCUCGCCGCCGGACUGGCAAAGCCGCAGUGCACCUUGCAAGUUCUCAGGCUCAAGUGGUGCGAGCUGAGCAAGAAAAGCUGCGAGGCGCUGGCCUCCGUUCUAAGCUCGCCCGGCAGCCUGAGGAAGCUGAAUCUCAGCCGGAAUGACUUGGGUGAUGAUGGGGUGGAGGCGCUCGCCGCCGGACUGGCAAAGCCGCAGUGCAUCUUGCAAGUUCUCAGGCUCAAGAAAUGCAACCUGAGCAAGAAAAGCUGCGGGGUGCUGGCCAAGGCUCUCCAGUCCAACCCCUCCCACCUCCGAGAGCUGAAGCUCAACAGCAAUGACAUUGCAGCGGAAGAAAGGCAGGUCUUGGCAGAGGUCCAAAAGGAUCCUUGCUGCAGUGUGAAGCUCGAGUGGACUCUUUGGAUCUGAUUGAAGAAUCUUCUGGACAGACAGAGGGAAAUGUCUUGCCGAAUAAUAAAAAUAUAUGCAUGGAAGGCAGUAUUAUUGACUGAGAAUGUGCCGAAAGUGCGUAGAAUGUGAAAAGAAGACACAACGAGCCAUCAUUGACAUCGCCCGGUGUGCGUGCUGAGCUGUGAUGAGGAGAAAGAAAGCGUCACGGGACGUUGGGUGUUGUUUACUUACUAUGUAUAUUGUGUACUAUGUCUUGUCACCGUGGGAACGUCAUUUCCAUCUCUUUGUGUGUCUUGGCGUGUGAAGAAAUUGACAAUCAAGCAGACUUUGACUUUGAUAACGCAUCAUUUUCACCACUUUCUCAGUUGUGUGUGCUGUGCCCCUUGAUUGGCUCCUAAUUUCAUUCUUGUGGAGCAACGCACCACGGGAGAAAAGCCACAUAUUUCGUCCUGUCGGGAUCGGAGUCUUUACUUACAAAAGCACAUCAUAAAAUAAAGAUUGAUAUUAAAAAACA
Syngnathus typhle (broad-nosed pipefish) is the source of this 4088-nucleotide messenger RNA. RefSeq names its product NACHT, LRR and PYD domains-containing protein 3-like. Gene Ontology annotation, molecular function: protein binding. Lineage: Eukaryota; Metazoa; Chordata; Actinopteri; Syngnathiformes; Syngnathidae. The record is from RefSeq and is a predicted model, not a curated record. The coding region runs from base 149 to 3592 and encodes 1147 amino acids. The transcript has 12 exons.